UGCUGCUGCUGGGCGCCGCGUGCCUGCUGCCCCGGAGCGCGCAGGUGAGGCGGCUGGCGCGCUGCCCCGCCACUUGCAGCUGCACCAAGGAGUCCAUCAUCUGCGUGGGGUCCUCCUGGGUGCCCCGGAUCGUGCCCGGCGCCAUCAGCUCCCUGAGCCUAGUAAAUGGAACGUUUUCGGAAAUCAAGGACCGCAUGUUUUCCCAUCUGCCUUCCUUACAGCUGCUGUUGCUGAAUUCAAACUCAUUCACUGUGAUCCGGGAUGAUGCCUUUGCUGGACUUUUUCAUCUCGAAUACCUGUUCAUUGAAGGGAACAAAAUAGAAACAAUUUCCAGAAAUGCCUUUCGUGGCCUGCGGGACCUGACUCACCUUUCUUUGGCCAAUAACCACAUUAAAGCACUACCAAGGGAUGUCUUCAGUGACUUAGACUCUCUGAUUGAACUAGAUUUAAGGGGUAAUAAAUUUGAAUGUGACUGCAAGGCCAAGUGGUUGUAUCUGUGGCUGAAGAUGACCAAUUCCACGGUGUCUGAUGUGCUAUGUAUUGGUCCGCCAGAGUAUCAGGAAAAGAAACUGAAUGACGUGAGCAGCUUUGACUAUGAGUGUACAACUACAGAUUUCGUCGUUCAUCAGACUCUGCCCUACCAGUCGGUGUCAGUGGAUACGUUCAACUCCAAGAACGAUGUAUACGUGGCCAUCGCACAGCCCAGCAUGGAGAACUGCAUGGUGCUGGAGUGGGACCACAUUGAGAUGAAUUUCCGCAGCUAUGACAACAUCACAGGCCAGUCCAUUGUGGGCUGCAAGGCCAUCCUCAUUGAUGACCAGGUGUUCGUGGUGGUGGCUCAGCUCUUCGGCGGCUCUCACAUUUACAAAUACGACGACAGUUGGACCAAGUUCGUCAAAUUCCAAGACAUAGAAGUCUCACGCAUCUCCAAGCCCAAUGACAUCGAGCUCUUUCAGAUUGAGGACGAGACAUUCUUCAUCAUCGCCGACAGCUCUAAAGCCGGCCUGUCCACCGUGUACAAAUGGAACGGCAAAGGCUUCUAUUCGUACCAGUCUCUGCAUGAGUGGUUCCGGGACACGGAUGCCGAGUUUGUGGAUAUCGAAGGGAAAUCACAUCUCAUCUUGUCCAGCCGCUCGCAGGUCCCCAUCAUCCUACAGUGGAAUAAAAGCUCUAAGAAGUUUGUCCCCUACGGCGAUAUCCCCAACAUGGAGGACGUGCUGGCUGUGAAGAGCUUCCGGAUGCAGAACACCCUGUACCUGUCUCUCACUCGCUUCAUCGGGGACUCCCGGGUCAUGCAGUGGAACAGUAAGCAAUUCGUGGAGGUCCAGGCCCUUCCGUCUAGAGGCGCCAUGACACUGCAGCCCUUUUCUUUUAAAGAUAACCAUUACCUGGCCCUGGGGAGUGACUAUACGUUCUCACAGAUAUACCAGUGGGAUAAAGAGAAGCAGCUAUUUAAAAAGUUUAAAGAAAUCUAUGUGCAGGCACCCCGUUCCUUCACAGCUGUCUCUACCGACAGGAGAGAUUUCUUUUUUGCAUCCAGUUUUAAAGGGAAAACAAAGAUUUUUGAACAUAUCAUUGUGGACCUAAGUUUGUGAAGGUGUGAUUGGUGUGUUUAGAUGACAUAUAGCAUUAGCAGUCACAAGAGAGAGGACCAAGAGGAAAUACAAGAAGAUAAUGAAAUAAAACAAACCAAGCUCAACAGCUCUGAAAUUAAAUUUUUUUUUAAAAAAGGCAUUCGGGGGUAGGGUGGGGGGGAAUAGUUAGAAGUUUGCAAACUUUUAGAUCUCACAUUUUAAUCAGGGAUUGCAUUUAUUGGCUUAACUGCAUGACAUGUUCCUACCAUUUCGAAAAGACAUCUUUAAGCCUGUAAUGUGAGGGAAGAGGGCUGUGUUAAUUCUUCUCACCAUCUAGGAAGUAAUAUAACUUUGGCUUUCUGUUUAAUGAAGAACGAGAACCAUUGGAUAAGAUGAGACAGUACUAGUGAAAACAUUUAAAAACCAAACCCAAAUCUCCUAAACCUCCCUUCCCAUUCUGUUUUCAAAGUCUUAUUGGUAAGAACUGUUAAAGCCAAAGUCAGCUAAAAACAUUUGCUGAUGAUUAGUUGAAAAGUCUUAGAACACUCAGCAAUGCUAUUUUGAGCCAUCUGAGUUUCC
Messenger RNA from Dipodomys ordii (Ord's kangaroo rat), 2153 nucleotides. RefSeq names its product leucine-rich repeat LGI family, member 2 (gene Lgi2). NCBI's taxonomy places the organism in Eukaryota, Metazoa, Chordata, Mammalia, Rodentia, Heteromyidae. Gene Ontology annotation, molecular function: protein binding. The record is from RefSeq and is a predicted model, not a curated record. The coding region runs from base 195 to 1595 and encodes 466 amino acids. The transcript has 8 exons. Gene Ontology annotation, biological process: inhibitory synapse assembly.